Loxodonta africana (African savanna elephant) is the source of this 1176-nucleotide messenger RNA. RefSeq names its product olfactory receptor 4A5-like. Gene Ontology annotation, biological process: G protein-coupled receptor signaling pathway. Gene Ontology annotation, cellular component: plasma membrane. The transcript has a single exon. The record is from RefSeq and is a predicted model, not a curated record. The coding region runs from base 56 to 1063 and encodes 335 amino acids. Lineage: Eukaryota; Metazoa; Chordata; Mammalia; Proboscidea; Elephantidae. Gene Ontology annotation, molecular function: olfactory receptor activity; G protein-coupled receptor activity.
UACAGGCUUGUUCUCUUGAGCUCGCAUCUCUGAAACAGGUCUUGCAGAAGAAUAAAUGGGACACAGUAACAAUGUAACAGAAUUUGUCCUCCUGGGACUCACUCAGGACCCUGAGGGCCAAAAAGUGUUAUUUGUCAUGUUUUUGCUCAUCUACAUUGUCACGAUGGUGGGCAACCUGCUCAUUGUCAUGACUGUUAUUGUCAACCCAUCCCUUGGCUCUCCCAUGUACUUCUUCCUUGCCUAUCUGUCACUCAUGGAUGCUGUUUAUUCCACUGCCAUUUCCCCCAAAAUGAUUCUAGACUUACUCUGUGAUAAAAAGACUAUUUCCUUCUUGGCUUGCAUGGGCCAGCUCUUUAUAGAACACUUAUUUGGUGGUGCCGAGGUCUUUUUUCUGGUGGCAAUGGCCUAUGAUCGCUAUGUGGCCAUCUGUAAGCCACUACAUUACUUGACCACCAUGAAUCGACAGGUUUGCAUUCUGUUACUGGUGGUGGCCUGGGUUGGAGGUUUUUUGCACUCUUUGGUUCAACUUCUCUUUGUGUGCAGCCUCCCCUUCUGUGGCCCCAACAUCAUAGAUCACUUCUGCUGUGAUAUAUACCCAUUAUUGGAGCUCGCUUGCACUGACACCUAUUUUAUAGGCCUCACUGUUGUUGCCAAUGGUGGAGCCAUCUGUAUGACAAUUUUUGUCCUUCUACUAAUCUCCUAUGGGGUCAUCCUAAGCUCCCUGAAGACUCACAGUCAGGAAGGGAGGCACAAAGCCCUGUCUACCUGCAGCUCCCACAUCACAGUGGUUGUCCUCUUUUGUGUGCCAUGUAUUUUCAUGUACGUUAGACCUCUUUCCAAAUUUCCCAUUGACAAAUCCAUGACUGUGGUUUAUACAGUUAUUACUCUCAUCUUGAAUCCUCUGAUAUACACCCUGAGAAAUUCUGAGAUGAAAAAUGCUAUGGAAAAAAUCUGGGGUAGAAAGUUAACCACAGGUAGAGUAAGAAUGAGCAUCCACACUGAAAAUAACAUUGCUAAUUCUAAAGCAAGAAAUAGGCAACGAAUGAUCACAAUGAAUGAUUAAGUCAAUUCAAUGGAUUCUCUAGGAAUACUUCCCUUUAUUGACAAAAGGCAUCCAAAAUGUAGAAUAAAUUAUUCUUUGACAUUAGAAUUAAACUAGUAGAGACAUUCUGGAGG